Molecule: messenger RNA, 1045 nt
Organism: Fomitopsis serialis
Lineage: Eukaryota; Fungi; Basidiomycota; Agaricomycetes; Polyporales; Fomitopsidaceae
Exons: 4
Coding region: 4-693 (229 amino acids)
Molecular function (GO): GDP-L-fucose synthase activity
Source: RefSeq, a predicted model, not a curated record
CUAAUGGCUUCUCACGUCCUCGGCGUCAAGAAGGUUAUCUCCUGUCUCUCGACCUGCGUCUUCCCCGACAAAGUCACAUAUCCUCUGGAUGAGACAAAGAUUCACCUGGGUCCGCCGCACCCGAGCAACUUCGGGUAUUCGCACGCAAAGCGCAUGGUUGAUGUGCAAAACCGGGCUUAUAAGGAGCAAUUUAAUUGCAACUUCACGUCUGCGAUCCCGACAAGUAUCUUCGGGCCUCAUGAUAACUUUGAACUCGAGUCAGCGCAUGUCAUCCCGGCGCUUAUUCACAAGUGUUUCCUCGCUCAACAAAAUGGCACGUCCUUCGUCGUCGGCGGGACCGGCAAACCGCUUCGACAGUUCAUCUACUCGCACGAUCUCGCGAAGCUGUUCAUCUGGCAGCUACGCGAAUACGACUCCAUCGAACCCGUCAUCCUCUCCGUCGGCGAAGAGCAAGAAGUCUCCAUCAAGACGCUUACGAACUCUAUCGUUCGUGCGAUGGACUUCAAAGGCGAAUACGUCUUCGAUACCUCCCAGGCCAAGGGCCAGUUCCGCAAGCCGGCGAGCAACAAGAAGCUGAUGUCCCUCAUCGGAGCCUUUGAGUUCACCCCGUUUGAGAAGGCGCUUGACGAGACUGUGCAGUGGUUCCUAGCGAAUCACCAGCGAGCCAGGACUGAGAAGAGAGCGGAAGUUUGAUCCGUUGUUAACUUACAAUGGACAGUAUCUAUCGGCGUGAAGGUAGCUGACGAAGAUGCUAAAAAGCAGGAUCAAAUGAAAUGAUCGUGCUGUUUCCUCGACGGCUUCAUGGGCUGUCUUAUUUUCAUACUCAAGGAUACGAUCUCAAUUCAUUGCACGCUUCUUAGGGGGUCGCUAGACGGUGGGAACCCCAGCGGUUGUGCCAUGGCAUUCGACCAACCCUUGACGUGCGUAUUGGUCAAACGUCGUACAAUCAAGUCUGGUUUGUGUCUCGCAUUAUGGCACAGGUGCUAGUUGCCCAUGGGGCGAGGAAAGCUGCAUUGUAGGCUCGCCCGAGAUGGGUAGCGCCGGC